AUGGGUAACAAGUGCUGCAGCCGCCGUCAUGACCCAGAUAGGCCUUUGGUAUAUCCGGCGUAUAAGAACGAGGCGGGGUUCACGGCGUGCCCGUCGUCGCUGGAGACGCGGUACACAGGAGAACCCAACACACGAGUGCUGUCGCGACCUCCUGCGGACAUCGUGCGCACACGCAACCCUGGAAAAUGUAUAACCAACGGCGGCAGACGCGUAGUGAAAGCGCUAUGCGCGUACACAGCUCGAGCGGACUCGGACAUCUCGUUCCGCAAGGGCGACCGCAUGGAAGUCCUGAGCGAUGCAGAGCCUGAUUGGUGGAGAGUCCUACAUCUCACCACGAGGAGAGAAGGACUUGUACCCGUCAACUUUGUCGCUGAAGAAAGUUCUGUUGAAUGUGAAGACUGGUUCUUUCCUCACGUAUCCCGCAAAGAGGCUGACAAACUCCUCCUUGCUGAGACCAACCCUCGAGGGACCUUCCUCGUGAGGCCAGCGGAACAUAAUCCUCACGGCUUCAGCCUCAGUGUCAAAGAUUGGGAGGAGGGAAGAGGGUACCAUGUAAAACAUUACAAGAUUAAGCCUUUGGACAAUGGAGGGUUCUACAUCGCUACCAAUCAAACGUUCCCGAGUCUGCCUGCGCUUGUCAUGUCUUAUACGAAGAACGCGUUAGGUCUGUGCCACGUGCUAGCGCGGCCGUGUCCGAAGCCUGAACCUCAAAUGUGGGACCUCGGGCCAGAGUUACGGGACAAAUGGGAGAUACCACGGUCAGAGAUACAACUCAUCAGGAAACUAGGACAGGGCAACUUCGGAGAAGUCUAUUAUGGAAAGUGGCGUAAUAAUAUUGAGGUUGCUGUGAAAACACUAAGGGAAGGCACGAUGUCGACACAAGCCUUCCUACAAGAGGCCGCCAUCAUGAAGAAGUUCCGACACAAGCGGUUGGUGGCGCUGUACGCAGUUUGUUCCACCCAAGAACCAGUAUACAUAGUGCAAGAAUACAUGAGUAAAGGUUCCCUCCUAGAGUUCCUCAGAAACGGUGAGGGCAAGUUCCUCCAGUUUGAGGACCUCGUGUAUGUCGCCGCGCAAGUCGCGUCCGGCAUGGAGUACUUAGAAUCCAAAAUGUUGAUACACAGAGACUUAGCCGCUAGGAACGUGUUAAUAGGUGAAAACAACGUAGCAAAAAUAUGUGACUUUGGACUCGCAAGGGUGAUUGAAGACAAUGAAUACUGUCCUAAGCAGGGGUCUCGCUUCCCAGUCAAGUGGACGGCACCAGAGGCCAUCAUUUAUGGAAGAUUCUCCAUCAAGAGCGACGUCUGGUCGUACGGCAUCCUUCUUAUGGAACUGUUCACGUACGGUCAGAUACCUUACCCUGGUCUGCACGGCAAGGACGUCAUUGAACAAGUAGAGCGAGGCUACAGGAUGCCCAAACCCGUCGGCCACUACCUCCCCGACGAUAUCUAUAGACUGAUGCUACAAUGCUGGGACGCUAUCCCCGAGAAACGGCCCACUUUCGAAUUCCUAAACCACUAUUUCGAAUCAUUCACAGUGACCAGUGAGAUACCGUACAGAGAAGUGCAAGACUAG
Spodoptera littoralis (African cotton leafworm) is the source of this 1575-nucleotide messenger RNA. Lineage: Eukaryota; Metazoa; Arthropoda; Insecta; Lepidoptera; Noctuidae. The record is from the annotation of a GenBank genome assembly.